GCGAAGUCCUUUACGCCCGCUUCCAGAAGAGGGCGGCCGAACUCUCAGGAGAACCGACCGAGCCGAGGAAGAAAGCAAAGACCUCGGCGAAGACCUCGACGACCACAACCGUUGAGGCGCGCGCUUCUCGCCCCGUGCGCCCUGAGGCUGGUCGGGGAGAGGGCGUGGGCUCUGGCGGAGCCACGAUGGCACCUCCGUGUCCGGUGCCGAUUUCGCAAGUCCCUGGUCGGCGGGAAGCUCCAAAUUCCGACCAGGGAGGGAGGACCUCAACAGAUCUGGCGCUCGCACGCCCUACCUCUACCACGCAGCGGUCCGGUCAGCCGUCUACUCGACCCCAAUUCCCCAGCUCUGAGCCGGGGAAUAGCCAAGAAGCAACGGGGUCGGCCGCACCCAGGCCAGCUGAGGCCGGUCUGGCGGGUUCUUCGGGUCCUCAGGAGCGGGUGCCUUACGCUCCUGGAUGGGCUGUUUUCGAGGGCGACUCGGCCCUCGAUAAUGCACAAGUGGCGCGCGAAGUUCUUCGGGUCGCGCUGCUCCCGGCCGACCAGGCCAAAAUUCGGUCCAUGAACUACGGCGAGUUCAUGGACUCCGCUAUUUGCUCUUCCAUCCGACGCCUCCACGAGACCGAGACGAUGAUUCACAUCAUCCAGGACUAUCGGGACCGGGCCCGAAGGCAUCAAAGGGGGCGCGAGGAGGCCGAAACAAAGUUCCUCGCGUCUGAGGCCGAGCAGAAAGUGCUUCAAGCGAAGCUAGGGGCGGCCGAAGACGAGGUUCGGACUCUGUUCGCCGAACUUGAAGAGGAGAAGGGCGCGCACUCUUUGACUAGGUCCGAAGUGCGCGCCGCGGAGGCCCGCCGGACGGAGGCCGAAUCGUCGCUCGCUAUACGCGAGCAGGAGGUGGGGGAGGCUCGAAUAAAGGUCCGAGAUCUCGAGAUCCAUCUACUUGACGGCUUCAAGGACUUCCGCAAUCAGUUGCGGCGACUUCUCCCAGAUUUCGACCUUAGCCUGCUUCAACCAGGCGCUAGGGUCGAAAACCCAGAAGCGGAGGCGGAGGUAGAGGUUCCAACCUCUGGCGGGACCGACCAGGAGGGUCAAGCUGAAGAAGGCGAGAUCGUUCUCGAGGUCACCGAGGCAGCUCCUAAAGCCACCGUGGGGGCCUCGGCCGCAGUAGAGCCAGCUGUUCCUGAAGUCGCCGGGCCUGAGCCCUUGGUGUAG
Messenger RNA from Phoenix dactylifera (date palm), 1211 nucleotides. The record is from RefSeq and is a predicted model, not a curated record. NCBI's taxonomy places the organism in Eukaryota, Viridiplantae, Streptophyta, Magnoliopsida, Arecales, Arecaceae.